AUGCAGAGCUCAGGAGGGUUUGCAUAUUUGUUAUUUUCUCAGCAAUUGAGAAGGAUUGUCACUGUUUUCCUGUUGGUCAUAACCAUCACGAAAGGUGAGUUAGCGGAAACCAAAUCUUUCUUAGAUUUCAUCAGAGCAGUCGAUCCCAAAAAUGCCACCGGAUUUGCCCGGGGCGUGUCCCUGCUGUGUCCUUGUUUGGCCAAUUGGAAAGGCAUAAAAUGCGACUUGGAAGAUGGCAGGAUCACCGAAAUUAGGCUUGAACAUUUGAGCCUCAAAGGGAAAAUAGACGCCGAGCCUCUAUGUGAACUGCCAAACUUGCGAUACCUAAGCUUAGCCAAUAAUCUCAUACGUGGUAAUAUUCCGGAUUCAAUUGAAAACUGCACAAGUCUGGUCACUUUAAAUCUGAGCGGCAACCUUCUGAGUGGAAGAUUACCAGUUGCUCUCAGAAAGCUGAAACUCCUUAGCACAGUAGACAUAUCCAACAAUAACUUUUCAGUGAUUGCACCAAGCAGGCCAAAGUUCAUCCCCACUGAGCAUAAACGUUUGGAUUCGCAUCAUAAACAGAUCUAUGUCCUUAAAUCAAGGAAAUUAUCCGACACCGAGAGCCCAGAACCCAGUGGUCAUGAUUCUGCGUGGUUCAAUCAGUGGGGCUGGUGCCUGCCGUUGGUAUUUGGUGUCGGGCUUUUCUUCCUACUAACAUGGUUUGUUGGCAAGAAGGCAGCCAAAUUGGCUGAAGAGAAGGCGACCUUGAAGGCGCUAAGCACCUCCCCUCUCAAAGUUCUCCCCCUGAAGCCGCCAGUCGAAGAAAUCAAGCCCGAGGAAGGACGAUCAGAGCUCGUCUUUUUCGUCGAGGAGCAUGAAGCCUUUAAGCUUGAUGACCUCCUUGAGGCGGCAGCAGACCUCCAGAGCCAGAGGUUCUGCAGCAGCCUCUACAAGGUUGUGCUGAAGAACAACAUCACUUAUGCAGUCAAGAGAUUGAAAAAGCCGCAGGUGUCAUUUGAGGAUUUUGGCAAGACGAUGAGGCAAGUCGGGAACAUGAAACAUCCUAAUAUUCUUCCUCUAGUUGGGUUCCACUCAACCAACGAAGACAAGCUUCUGAUAUACAAGUAUCAGAGUAAUGGAAGCUUGCUAAAUCUAUGUGAAGGCAAGUGCUCAUAUUUUGUAACCUCAAUGCCAAGACCUGACAUCACUAGUUAUUUUUACAUGAUCUAA
Molecule: messenger RNA, 1212 nt
Organism: Eucalyptus grandis
Lineage: Eukaryota; Viridiplantae; Streptophyta; Magnoliopsida; Myrtales; Myrtaceae
Product: inactive leucine-rich repeat receptor-like serine/threonine-protein kinase At5g24100
Exons: 1
Coding region: 1-1212 (403 amino acids)
Molecular function (GO): protein binding
Source: RefSeq, a predicted model, not a curated record